Messenger RNA from Glycine soja, 822 nucleotides. RefSeq names its product signal peptidase complex catalytic subunit SEC11A-like. Gene Ontology annotation, cellular component: membrane; signal peptidase complex. Gene Ontology annotation, molecular function: serine-type endopeptidase activity. The record is from RefSeq and is a predicted model, not a curated record. NCBI's taxonomy places the organism in Eukaryota, Viridiplantae, Streptophyta, Magnoliopsida, Fabales, Fabaceae. The transcript is spliced from 8 exons. Bases 51 to 626 code for a protein of 191 amino acids.
AACCAUUAGACCCAGUUAUUAGCUACUGUGCACAAGGUAAUAAAACAAACAUGGGAGACAGAAAUGAAGCAAUAGCAAUAACAAUGGGUUGGAUAGGUGAGAGUGUUGAUUCCAUCAAAUCUCUUCAGAUCCGCCAGGUCCUCACCCAGGCUGUUAGCCUCGGCAUGAUUGUUACCUCUGCACUGAUAAUAUGGAAGGCAUUGAUGUGCAUUACUGGCAGUGAAUCUCCUGUUGUUGUUGUUCUUUCUGGAAGCAUGGAACCCGGAUUCAAGCGGGGAGACAUCUUAUUCUUGCACAUGAGUAAAGACCCAAUUCGGGCAGGGGAGAUUGUUGUGUUUAAUGUCGAUGGACGUGAGAUUCCAAUUGUUCAUCGUGUAAUUAAGGUACAUGAGAGGGAAGAUACUGGGGAGGUUGAUGUUCUCACUAAAGGAGACAACAAUUAUGGUGAUGACAGGCUACUGUAUGCUCACGGUCAACUUUGGCUGCAAAGGCACCACAUUAUGGGUAGAGCCGUCGGGUUCUUACCUUACGUAGGCUGGGUGACCAUCAUUAUGACUGAAAAGCCUAUUAUCAAGUAUAUUCUCAUUGGUGCUUUGGGGUUGCUCGUGAUAACUUCGAAAGAUUAAAUGAUGAAUCUGAAGUCAAACUGCGGUCCAACCUCCGAUGGUAGUGUGAGCAGAAUAUAAUGUUAAGAUUAAAUGAUGAAUCUGAAGUCAUUUUGUACCAUGCAUAGUAUGGGGGACAAUAUAAUGUUAAGAAUUAAUGCAAAAUAGUUUAAUUUUGGUAUAUUCUUACUUCUUCCUAGUCCUUGAUGAGUUGGUA